Messenger RNA from Phytophthora nicotianae INRA-310, 234 nucleotides. RefSeq lists its product as hypothetical. The record is from RefSeq and is a predicted model, not a curated record. NCBI's taxonomy places the organism in Eukaryota, Oomycota, Peronosporomycetes, Peronosporales, Peronosporaceae. The transcript is spliced from 2 exons. The coding region runs from base 1 to 234 and encodes 77 amino acids.
AUGUGCUUCUAUCACGUGAUGGACAAGAUUCACGAAAAACUCAAGAGCGUUUUGGACCGCUUAAGCGAGCAGGUGAUGGCGGACAUUUACGACCUUCAUUUCGCGAUGACCUCAGCUGUCUAUGACGAACGAGUAAAACAAGUGCUGACGAAAUGGUCAGUGUUUUCAUACGCCGAGUGGAUUUGCUACAACGAACAACCCGGUCGAACAGUUCAACAGGUUGAUAAAGCGUGA